AUGGCGUCCGACCUCCCGACUGAUCUGCUGGAGCAGAUCUUCCUCCACCUAGAGGACGCCGCCGACCUCGCCCGCGCCUCGGCUGCCUGCGCUUCCUUCCGCCGCGUCAUCUCCAACGGCCGCUUCCUGCGCCGCUUCAGGUCCCGCCACCGCCCGCCAGUCCUAGGGCUACUCGAGAAUCGUGGCGGUGGUAAGAUCCGAUUCCGCCCCAUCCAGUCGCCGCGCCGCUCCGCGCUGGCCGCCGGCGCCUGCGCAGACGCCGCGGACUUCACCUUCCGUUUCAUCCCUGGCCCCAACCGCUGCUGCUGGGGCGUCGUCCGCGACGCUCGUGACGGCCGCGUCCUCCUCUCCCGCUACAAACGUCUUUGGCACACCUUGCACCGGCGUCCUCCUCUCCUCAUUGUCUGCGACCCCCUCCACCGGCGGCAUGUCGAGAUUCCGCCGAUCCCCGACGAUCUCCUUGACGCGGCGGCGACGACCUCCACUGACCAUGAUGGUGGUGAUCCUGAUGACCUACGACGACUCGAGUUCGAGCCGUUCCUCGCACCAGCGCCAUCAGCGGCCGACGAGGAUCAGGUCGUCGAUGAAUUGUCGUCGUUCCAGGUGAUAUGCAAUGCUCUGUCGGGAACCAUGUUGGUGACCUUCGCCUUCUCUUCAGCCAGCAGACAAUGGCGAGCCGUGGCGUCAUUCAGCAACCCAAACUAUGUGAUGAAGAAUCUGUGCUCGCUCUGGUUUCGACAGCCUGCAAAUGGCUUCUACUGGACGUGUUUUUCAGAAAAUUUUAUGCUCGUGCUUGACACGCGUGAGAUGAAAUUCUUCGUCGUCAGUGACAUCCCGGAGAAAAGCAAUGGACGAUCUAAAAUCGUUGUGGAGGCAGCUGGGGAAGGCAGGCUUGGUCUAUUGUUACUUCUUGAAGAUAAGUUAGAGCUGUAUAGUAGAGCUUGGCAAGGCAAUAAUAAUGGUGGUGUGGUCGUUGAUCAAGAGUGGCGGCACGACAAAACAGUCCGAAUGUUUGCUGGUCUAUGGAACCUCAGUGGAACAACCAAUGGCUACGCUUUCCUACGAUGGCUUCCACGGGACCAUGUUCAGCGCUGGGAAGAAGCACAUUAUUUCACCGUGGACCUCAAGACAUUGCUAGUUGAGAGGCUGUGUGUGUUGGAAUUUAUUAAUGUCCCCAAAUUUCUCUAUGCAAGCUUCCCGCCACCGCUUUCGCCGCCAACUGUAUGAGAGGGUAAUAAACAUCUUUCUCUUUUGCUGUCUUAAUUAAAAAUGCCAGUGAUUUUGAAUUUAAUUUGGUCAUAUAUGUAAAAGCUCUCAUUUUUAUAUAACUUCA
This is a messenger RNA of Sorghum bicolor (sorghum), 1333 nucleotides long. RefSeq lists its product as uncharacterized. The transcript has a single exon. Gene Ontology annotation, molecular function: protein binding. The record is from RefSeq and is a predicted model, not a curated record. NCBI's taxonomy places the organism in Eukaryota, Viridiplantae, Streptophyta, Magnoliopsida, Poales, Poaceae. The coding region runs from base 1 to 1227 and encodes 408 amino acids.